Messenger RNA from Nanorana parkeri, 2198 nucleotides. It is a transcript of the gene SH2B1, whose product is annotated as SH2B adaptor protein 1. Gene Ontology annotation, molecular function: transmembrane receptor protein tyrosine kinase adaptor activity. Gene Ontology annotation, biological process: intracellular signal transduction. Gene Ontology annotation, cellular component: plasma membrane. The transcript has 9 exons. The record is from RefSeq and is a predicted model, not a curated record. NCBI's taxonomy places the organism in Eukaryota, Metazoa, Chordata, Amphibia, Anura, Dicroglossidae. Bases 185 to 2191 code for a protein of 668 amino acids.
AACUAGCUGGACGCACCCACAGCUUCACCAAGUGAGCGGUCAAGCAGAAAGGCUGGGGCCACAACCCAGGAGAAUCACACAGAGCCAAGGGCCACAUCCCGGGGGCCCUGUGCAUAGAGGACCCGGGACAGGAUGGGCAGAAGCGAAAGGGAUCCCAAGAGCAGCUGAUCCAGCUGGAGCCCCCAUGAUGAAUGGAAGUUUGCCCCUAGAGGGACCCUCCUCUCCAUCUCCGAACUGGAAGGAGUUCUGUGAGAUUCACGCUCAUGCUGCCGCUGUCGAUUUCGCCCGACGGUUCCGGGUCUUCCUGACCGAGAAUCCGCAGUACGCCACGCCUGGGGCGGAGGGCAGCUUCUCAAAACGGUUUGCCGAGUAUUUCGUGGAGCACUUCGAGACGGAGGUGAACAGGACCCAUAUCUCGGAUGGCCCUUCUCCCACCCACUGCAGCAUCGCUCCAUUUAUGGGCGCUCACACCUCCACCAGGGACCUGUCGGAGACCUGCAGCGACUCCUCCUUGGCAUCCCCGGUAGAGACUCAGCCACGCCAGGACUCCUCCGGGAUCACCUCCGGCCUGUCCAGCAGUCAGUCCCACAGCUCGGAGGACGUCUCCACAUCCUCGGCGACAGCCAAACCGCGCCUGAAGAAGCGCUUCUCGCUGCGCAACGUAAGUCGCAGCGUACGGGGCAGCGUCAGGGGGAUUCUGCAGUGGAGGAGCUCGGCAGAGUCCCCCACCGAGGAGACGGGGGCCAACAGCAACUGCAAUUCCUCAGCCGGCAGGUCAGGAGGAGAGAGAUGGACACACAGGUUCGAGAAGCUGCGGCUAAGCAGACCUCCGGCCCCCAGGCUGGAGCUGCGGGACGUGCGGCGGGAAGGGGUUUUGAACUUCGUGGUGGCGGAAGAGGUGAACAGCAGCAGCCGGGCUCGGUGGCAGAAGUGCCGGCUUCUCCUGCGCAAAACCGAGAGCGAUGGGUAUAUAUUGGAGUUCUACAUUCCUCCCAAGGCCGCAAAGCCACGGGUCAGCAUCCCUUGCUCAUCUGUUGCUGACGUAAGGACCACAACGCCUUUGGAGAUGCCAGACAAGGAAAACACGUUUGUGUUGAAGACGGAGAAUUCCUCGGAGUACAUCCUAGAGUCAGUAGACCUCUUGCAGAUGAGAUCCUGGCUGUCUGACAUACAGGACUGCAUGAUGCCUAGCAGGGAAAGAACUGACACCGCAGAACCUAUACAUAUAAACCAUUCGGAAAGUAUGCCCAGCCGGGAUCUACCUCUGAUACCCACGGAGAGUAAUGAGCAGCUCUGCCAAGGAGCCUACGGUGGCCUCUCUGAUCGGCCCUCUGCAUCCAUCUCACCCACUUCAGUUUCCAUGACCGCCUCACACUUUGAUUCUUUGGAGCUUCUCCCGCCAGAGCUGCCUCCGCGAGCGCCCAUCGACGAAGUGGAAAGACCGCAAAACGCUAUGGGGGUCCCUUUCCCGGACACCCCAGACACUGCAGCUUCAUUCCCAUGCCAAGGAGAGCAGGACCCUGGAGAAGGGGAGCACCCAUUGUCGGAGUACCAGUGGUUCCAUGGCACACUGUCGCGACUCAAGGCAGCCCAGCUUGUGCUGGCAGGGGGCACCAACAGCCACGGUGUCUUCUUGGUGCGGCAGAGCGAGACCCGGAGAGGGGAGUACGUGCUGACCUUCAACUUCCAGGGCAAAGCCAAGCACCUCCGCCUGUCCCUGAACGAGGACGGCCAGUGCCGAGUGCAACACCUCUGGUUUCAGACCAUCUUCGACAUGCUGGAGCACUUUCGCGUACACCCGAUACCUCUAGAGUCGGGGGGCUCCAGUGAUGUCACCCUCAUCAGCUACGUGGUGUCUUCGCAGAGGUUACAUGAGGCAGCCAGCAGCCGUAAUCCUCCCCCGCUGCCCCCCCACCCUUUGUCGCGGCAUCAUAGCGCAGAGGGCAACCUGCAGCCGCCCUGGUACCCGCCCAGGGCCUCUCCUCCGGAAGAUUCCGCUGCCAGCCGCCCUCCUCCGGAGCCUCCUAGCCUCACCCAGAGCGAGGAGGGCCUGUCACUCGUGGAAGAUCAGGAGGAAGCCGCAGUCCGCCUACAGCAGCUGCAGCCGGGGGGCGCCAGCUCGGAGGACAUGAGCGAUGCCAAUGCAGCUUCUCGGGCACGAGCUGUAAACAACCAGUAUUCCUUUGUAUAAUUGGGGG